AGAGACGUUGCGCAGAUGCAGGCACGAGGUCCUGCGUAGUUGGAAGAUGCGUGUUUAAAUGGAACGAUCAGAGAGCUCCGGGGAUCUCGGUUUUUUUUUUGCUGUUCGCCAAUUGUGCUGAAGAGUUUGGGAGGCGCACGUUUCGACCGCAGUUUGUUACGGAGAGCGUCGCUUUGCCGACAACUUCAGUUUUAGGUUAAGAGUUUGCACCAAUUCAACAUCGGUUAAACGCCACCUCCCAAUAGCACGGUUGGCUACGUACGCUGCGAAAUAAGUUCAACAUACGUACAGCCUCUAAGGCCACGUCAAGGCAGGAUGCGAGAGUGGACGGAGUCGAUUGCGAUGCCGAGCUGGCCUUUGGCAGCAUGGAAAUGAUGAUCGACAUCACAGCUGCAGAGGUGGCGCUUUCUAAGAAACAGGAGAUAAUUUUAGAAGAGCAGGGGACCUAGGAUGGAUUAUUGUGGCACACCCACACAGCACUGGAGUUUCUCAGAGGCAGUGGUGCCCUAGUUAUGGGCAUUGAAGGAGCUGAUUGAGGUCUAAGGGCAGGAGAGGAGUGACAUGGAAAACUCCUACAUGGUUAUGGAGAAAGUCAAGGAAGAUUGAGUGGCAGAGAGACCCAAGUUGCUCAAUGUUCAAUCAUGACCCUGUACUCGUUCUGGGCGACUGGAUAAACGGGACCAUCGGUGUGACAAAUCAAAUGAAUAUAAAUUUAGGAUGUCCAGGAGAGAACCGUGGUUUGAGGCGAGAAGUUCAUCUACCACACGUAGGAGUCUUUGAGUAUAAUUUAUAGAAGAAACCGGAUUGUACUGGGUAAUAAGAGACCACGGAGAGAUGGGAGUGCAUAUAUGUAAAGUCCUAGGAACAAUAAUCCAUUGUAGGACUUCUUAGGGGAUGUAAAUUAUGAGCAAACCUGUGAGUUUUCAGGUCCAUACGGCGUACAGCCGUUACAAUACGGGCAAAACACACGUGUUGGUGUUUCUCUCCUUGUGAUGGGACUUUGUAGGAUGAACGUUGAUAUUAAUAAAGGCACGGGGUUACCAAUAAGGUCUGUACGAAGAUAGGCACUGACAAUAAGGAGUUCACAGGUAUGUAUUAGGGAUGUUGGAGGCCCACGUGGGGUUUUUUUCAGGAUGGGAGCUCAGCAGGCUUGAGAGCUUGCAUGAGAUGGAGGCAUUGUACCGUAGCUGUGCUGUGAUUCAUCCAUUAUUGCAAACAUGAUGCCUUGAAUAAAGGUGUCAGUUUGUGCCAGUUAAAAGGGUAAAACCUAUCCCUAUAUCCAGACAUAUAUGAAUUAGCAUAUAAAGCGAACAUCGAUUUGUCGCGAGUGCGAUUCCAUCCGUAUAUUGGCGCAUUAGAAUCGAUGCGCAAGGAUUCGAAUAUCGUAUAUUGAAUAUCCAACACUACCAAUCUACAAACAUAUCGAUUCAUACGUUUGUAAUUACAAACAUACUUUCCAGCGUAACCCCCUCAUUUAAUUAUCUAAAACGUAAUAUUUCUAACGGUGUGAAUAAAAAAAACAACGAACAUUCAAAGGAAAUUUGUUUUAGGGGUCAAUUAAUUGGGAGUCACAAAACAAAUCUGGAACACCCUGUACUUAUACCGUCUUUGUACAGCACGGUAUAUAGUUGGAAUCUAGAAUGUCCUUUUGAAUCUAUGGAAUCUACACAGGCGUUCAUGAAUAACAAUAUACACGGUAUAGCAUCUGUAGUGAUGUGACUCUCUUCUCGUAAAAUAUGAAUGGAUGAUUUUUAUUGGUAUUAAAAAAAACACUAGUAGCACGUGCAUUAAAGACUGUUGUAUACAUUUGUCAAGUAAUUUGCACUAGAAGUACAAUACAGCAAAGCAAAAAUAAUGAAAAUGCAAUAGAAAAGUUACGGGAAACUGAAUACCGUGAUAAUCAUCAAAUCGUAACCAUCUAAUAUCGUCUCGUGCAUUUGUAAAACACCUCCUGGUCGACUAAGUCUCUCCCAUUGUCUGUCGUCGCCACACCUUUAAUAAUAAUUUUAAUUUAUCAUAGUGCAUUCCAUCCUAGGAUGCAUGGAAAUCAAAAAAUAAAAACAACCAGGUCAACCGACCAAACUGAAGAGUGAAGGCCACUUUAAAGAGACGGCUUUUCAAAACAGACUUAAAUAUACCUACCGACGCUUGGGUGCCACGCGAACAAAAAGCCGGGUCGCCAAAAAUAGCGCAAACUAGAGACCCUGGGAUUGCUGAGCAGUUGGAGAUCAGAAGAUCUUAAGGACAUUGAUGUAAUAUAUAAUUGUACUAAUUCCUGCAAAGUGGGGCGGCGAACCCUUUUAAAGCCGAAUACGUUAAUAACAGCAUCUUAAAAUAACUUGGGUUCUGGAAGCGCCGUCACCUCUCAUCCCAUUGCAACUUUGACAGCCCUGUGUGUCCGCUUGGCCGCCUUUAGCACGCCCGGGUGAACUUUAAAAACCCGGCACCUCCGUUUUAAAACAACACACACACAACAAUCGAUUCCUUCGCGAUUCCUUCCCAGCGUCUCUCAAUAUGCCGGGGGGAAUCGAUCGUCUCCAGACCUGAGAAUCGAUAGUAAGGGAUCGCGGCGUCUCCGCGGUUGGGCGGUGUUUGUGUUGUUGCUGGUGGCGUUGCUGCUGGUACAAGUGCCGUGUGGUAGUAAAUGUGCGCGGUCCCUGGGCUCGGUCGAUCCCCUCUCGUCUCGCUGCCACCACCGCCGCUACCGCCGCCGCGAUGUCCGCUCUGUACGCCUGCACCAAGUGUCACCAGAGAUUCCCCUUCGAGGAGCUCUCCCAGAGCCAGCAGCUGUGCAAGGACUGUCGCAUCGCUCACCCCGUCGUCAAGUGUACCUAUUGCCGCACCGAGUUCCAGCAGGAGAGCAAGACCAAUACCAUCUGCAAGAAGUGUGCCCAGAAUGUAAAACUGUACGGGACGCCCAAGCCGUGCCAGUACUGUAACAUAAUCGCGGCGUUCAUCGGCACCAAGUGCCAGCGCUGCACCAACUCGGAGAAGAAGUAUGGGCUGCCCCUCGCCUGCGAGCAGUGCAAGCAGAGGUGCGCCUUCGACCGCAAGGACGACAGCAAGAAGAAGGUGGACGGGAAGCUGCUGUGCUGGUUGUGCACGCUGUCAUACCGCCGCGUGUUGCAGAAGGCCAAAGAGCAGCACCGAGGGCUGGGGGCAGCGCAGCACCGCUCCUCCCAGGACGAGCGGCAUGGGGCGCGCAAGGAACAGCACACGCACCGACACCACAAGUCUCCUGGCCCUGCCUCCCAGAACGAUCCCCCGCAGAAGAAGCCCAAGGUGGAGAACAAACCCAGCAAUGGAGACAGCGUAUCCGGUGACGCCACCAUGGACUCGGCGAGCUCGGACAACUUCAUCCUGAUCACUCAGCUCAAGGAGGAGGUGGCUCUGCUGAAGAAGCAGCUCCAGCAGAAGGAGGGGCUCAUCCUGGAGAGAGAUCGCAAGCUCACAGAGAUCAAGGCCGACUUCCAGUACCAGGAGAAUCUGAUCCGAACCAAGAUGAACAACAUGGAGCGCACGCACAAGGAAUCCAUUGAGCAGCUCCAGUCUAAGAACCGAGAACUCAUAAAGCAAGUUUCCAGCCUAUCCAAGGGCAAGAAGCUGGAUCGAGCCCCUGUAGGGACUUCAUCGCCAUAAUCUCUCCCUCGACCAGAACCACUCCUCCAGUCACCUCACCCCCUCUCCUGCCAUCCAGGAAUUUUAUACUGCAGCAGACUUGUGCGGACUUAGGGAAACCUUCACAGUUCUGCACGGUGCGCGACUAUGCCUUUUUAUCGACGAAGCCACACUUUUUAAACGCGAGUUAUCCACGUUUGAACAUGCUUCGCCCGAUUUUUACUUUGUGUAACUUUUUACUCAAGGCAAGGCUGUACAGUUGGGGGGAAGGUGAUGAUGUUUUUAACUCAAAUCACGUUUUUAUACGAGCGACUGUUUUUAGUUGGUAUCGUGACGUCAGAAGGAAAAAUGCAACACAAAAAUUAAUCAAACGGAUACCUCUCAUCUUGAAUGAGACUCGCCUAGACUGUGUGUCGCCCACACUGUUCAGGCACGAGUUUCAUAAAAGCAUUUAAGGCAAUGAUCUGGUGCACCAUGAUCAUACUCGGGGUCAGUUAUAACUACAAUGACAUGAGUACCCUCAGCUGAAAUCACCAUUGCAUUUUUAUUGCAAUUUUUUUUACAGAAUACACAAUUACAGUUGUAAUUGAUUCUAGGUUCGACCAUAGUACACUCGUGAUGGCGCUUGAAGUGACAGUUGUAAGUGCGUGAAUUGGCACCACGGCAACAUUACAAUAGCAUUGUGGCAGUGUGCCUAACUGGCACAGUGCUCUCGUAGGGAUGGAGUGGUGGCGCAGUGGUUAGUUGGCACACUGUUGUUAACCUGGUGACCCGAGUUCAAUUCCUGUCCAUGGCUUACCUCAAGUGGCAAGUGAUAAAUGUACUGGCCCUGGCCUCCCACCUUCACCAACCCACAUUGACAAUUGUGGCGAACUAGGGUCAAACAACCCCCGUAAUGCACACGACGCGGGGAGGCCUUCAUUCUGCAGUCGAUUGACGAAGCCAAAGGGCUGUACACUUCUCAUUAACAUUCAAUCAUGUGUUGGCCAACCCUGGGGCACAUAGCUUAGGUGUCUGUCUACAAGGUAGGUGGUGGUUGUUUUUUUAGGUUGCAGUCUUAACGCACGAAGUGACAGACAAGCUGGUUAAGUACGUGGUAAAUGGAUGUCCACUGGCUAUGCAGGUUUCUCGUGUAACCAGUGGCAUUUCGAGGAGUGCCUGGAUGUGCAAGGGAAUUUAGAAAACAGUUGUCCACAGUUGAGAAAUAAUCUCGGUUGAUGGACAAAGGAGGAAUCCAUUUUCAUCUGUUUUACCCCUGUGAAGAAUUCACCUGGAAUGCACCCAAUCUCAGAUUUCGGACGCGAAGCAGGUUUGAGCCUUGAUAGUGCUUGGAUGGGCGACAACCAUGCAUAAAUAAAAGCUGUAGGCUGUUGCGGGGUUACGUCUUUGGAGGGAGGAGGACCAUAAAUGUACUAUACUCUCCAACAUCUUUGCUCUCUGCAUUCAACACACUGAUAAGUGGUGAAGUAUGGACUGUCAAAUAGCGCCCAUGACCCUGCAGAGUGUGGGGAGGCCCUCAUCCAUUCGUGGAUUGACAGAAGGGCUUUACAUAUACAUUUGUGGUGGAUAAACACCCAUAGAGUGUUGUACAGUGUUCAUAUUUGUUGGUGGGCCUGAGCCACUGGUGGAAAUCCAUGCUUACUAUAGCAGGAACCAGUUUCUGCAAAGGCCAGUGAAUUUGCUGAAAGUAUUUUCAAUUAAUUUAUCUCGGGAGGGUUGAGGAUGGUGGGCCAAGUCGACCCCCAACUGAGAUUUGAAUUGAACCUCCUUUUGAGUUGGUCACCCUACCACAGCCAUGCAGCCAGAUAUUCGUAUGUAAGAGGAAUUGUCAUGGUAUGAUUGGUAGAUGUGAGUAGCCAGAUGAGAGUAACUUGGCAGUGGUUUUAGUGCAGAUGGACUAUAAUGUGCUGCUGUUGGCCGGCCCUAUGUCGGUUUUUCAAUGUACUGACUGUAUUUCUGUUUUGUAUUCAUAACUUUUUUGAAAUAUGUUAAUUUCGGCAUGCUCUGAUUUUGUUUUUAAUGCUGCGGUCUAUAACGGUAAUGAGUUGUUCAUUUCAAGGGUAACUUUUAUUUGAAAGGCUUAUUUUUUUUUCCCACCAGCCAGUUUGAUAUUGUAUUGUUUAUUUAAAGCUUACAGGCAGACCUCGCUUAGCGCUACGCUGUCGAACGCCGAUUCGUUAUAGCGUUUUUUGUCCUGGAGAAACUUUCGGCUAAAAAAAAAACUAAUAUCUAAAAAGCGUGUAGAAUGAGAACAAGCAGUGCUGACCGAGGAAGGGCACCCGCCUCCAUAUUUGUUUACAUUCAAUGAGAGCGAUGAACGCUCUUGAGCAAAGCAGCGGUCGCCAGUAUUUUUUUUUUUAAACCACACCCGUCCACCGACGUGUUUUUAUUUCGCCUUGGUCUCUCUGCCUUAUCGUCUUUUUUUGUGAACAUUUUUGACCCAUAAUAUCUGGAAAAAACGUCUUGCGAGUGUUAGUGCCGGAAAUGUCACCAAAGUGUCACUUUGGAUGCUCAAAAUGCAAGUUAUACGGCGGGUCCAGGUGGGUGAGCGUCAGGUGUGUUGCACUGGCGAGUCCAGUACAUAAUGAUGUAAUACAAAUAUUUUUUUACUUCUAAAAUAAUGUGUACUCUCUAUUAUCGCUAUUACUGAAACCCCAAUGAAGCCUUCAUUGAUCAUACGCAAGACCUAACGCUGUCAGGAAUACAUCCACAUAUACGGUAUAAUAAUGACCCCUUUUAGCGCUCAUUCAAUUCGCGCUCCCUUCUUGGGCACUAAGCGAGGUCUAAGUGUAAUGGUUUUACUCUUGAUGACCUGGGAAUGCAGAUAAGUUCGCAAUAAACAAGGGCAUGGAAUAUUGUG
Molecule: messenger RNA, 6478 nt
Organism: Petromyzon marinus (sea lamprey)
Lineage: Eukaryota; Metazoa; Chordata; Hyperoartia; Petromyzontiformes; Petromyzontidae
Product: protein FAM76B-like
Cellular component (GO): nuclear speck
Source: RefSeq, a predicted model, not a curated record